Molecule: messenger RNA, 3509 nt
Organism: Biomphalaria glabrata
Lineage: Eukaryota; Metazoa; Mollusca; Gastropoda; Planorbidae
Product: glycine receptor subunit alpha-2-like
Exons: 10
Coding region: 261-1472 (403 amino acids)
Biological process (GO): chemical synaptic transmission; nervous system process; signal transduction
Cellular component (GO): neuron projection; membrane; synapse
Molecular function (GO): extracellular ligand-gated monoatomic ion channel activity; neurotransmitter receptor activity; chloride channel activity
Source: RefSeq, a predicted model, not a curated record
UCGAUUUGGUAUCGUCCACAUUGUUUUUUUUUUUUCUUCUUCUUUCUUUCACUGAAAUCAUUAUUGGAUGGCAAAUAAAUCCAUUUCAUAGGAUAUUUGUUCUAGGCAAUAAUAACGAUACCGGAACAUUUUUUCUUUUGCACAAUAGUCUGAAUAUUGCACGAACUUUGUGUGGAUUGUAACAAUUGAGAAUCGAAAUUAAAGUGAUUCCUUGUUCUCAGGAAUAAUUCACUGCUGAACGUAAGGACUUUAAGUGCAAGAUGAGGUCAUUACUGCUGCCUAUAAUUAUCUUAAUCAGCGUAGACAUGUCCAAAGCGGAUCAUCAGUCAAGGACUUUGUUCUUGAACGCGCUGCUGGGAGACUAUGACAGUACAGUGACACCCACGUUUGACAUGUCGCUGCCAACUCUGGUGAAUGUCUCACUUCAAAUAAACGCUCUCAACUCGGUCAACGAGCAGACUAUGGACUUUUCCAUUAAUGUCCUGGUCACCCAGUCUUGGUACGACUUCCGGCUUCAGUUUUACGAGCUCAUCAACGCUGACCAUUUGGAGCUGGACUCUAAGCUCAUCGCCAAGUUCUGGGUCCCUGACCUCUACUUCGUCAACGAGAAGUCGUCCGAGUUUCACGACAUAACAGUCCCUAACAGGCUGUUGCAUUUGUACAGAGAUGGAAGAGUCGUCUACAAAAUGAGAAUCUCCCUGACAGCGACUUGCUUGAUGCAACUCCACAGGUUCCCAAUGGAUCAACAAACGUGUUCUCUCUUAAUGAAGAGCUUUGGUUUCACUAAUCAGAGCUUACAGUUUCGAUGGAGUCUGGACAGUCCACUUACCUGCCUGAAACAAUUGGAGAUGUCGCAAUUUAUUUUGGCCAGAAUGGACUACAAGGAAUGCCAACGAAUGUCGGAUAUUAAUGACACGUUCUCCUGUCUUCAGAUGGAUCUCAAACUGCACCGUCGAGUCGGUUUCUACAUGAUACAGCUGUACAUCCCCAGCGCGCUGGUGGUUGUCCUCUCCUGGGUGUCUUUCUACCUGGAUGUUGGUUCAGUCCCGGGCAGGGUAUCCCUGGGGAUACUGACAGUACUCACUAUCACUAAUAUGAAGACAAUGGCUGUAUCUUCGCUACCCAAGGUGUCUUACAUUAAAGCCAUCGACGUCUGGAUGGUCACUUGCUUGUCCUUUGCCUUCGCUUCUUUGCUUGAGUUCGCCGUGGUCAACUCAUUCGCUCGCCGAGUGUCCAGCCUGGACAACACCUGGUCAGUCAUCAUGGAGUCGGAGCCACUACAGGCCUACCGAGACACGUUCACUAAUACUAAAAAUGCCAGAAGUUCAAAUUAUGCUGCUCCUCCAGCAAGAAGACCGGACCCAAGGUCGAUAAAUCUUGCAAAACUGAUUGACAAAAUAUCCAUGGUUGUCUUCCCUAUUAGUUUCAUGGCUUUUAUAUUUGUAUACAUUACAGUCUACGCCUAUGCUUGAGCUUUAAACAUCACCUUCAGUAAAAAUCAAGUUUUCACGUUUGCCUUUGGGUAAAACUAAUGAUAUGGAAAAUAAUUUGAGAUCCAGUGAUGCCGAUGUGACUGUGACCUGAAUGCCGUGUCACCGUGGGCUACAUUGAUAUACUCAUGGCCUUGAAUUAUUAUCUUCAUGUAUUCAUACUGGUAGGAGAAAACUAAAUCAUGAACAGUAACAAGGAUCAAACUUAAACCCUUGAAUCCCAAUAAUCUGAGAAUUCUAUUUCAUCAUAUAUAAAAUCAGAUGACCUUUACAUCAUCUGCCCCAUAAAUCACAAGGUCUUAAAGGGAAACUACUUUUCUUUUUACAUAGGAAAUGAAACCAAGAGUUGCAACCCUUGUCUUCUAUUUAUUCUAUUUGUUUGAUAUUGACGCUGAAGCUGGGCAGUGAAUACUAUUCAGUAUAACUAAACACCAGGUUUAGCGACACAACAUCCAAGUAUAGCUGUGGAAAGGCAGCUCCAGCGUCACAUUAGCACAUCUAACCGAACACGAAACCACCAUCUCUGGCUUAGGAGAAUGCCAAUGUGACACUAGAAGCACUUCAGAAGUUGUCGCUAAAGGUUUCGUUAACCUAAAACAGGUAACGUAGCUGAAGUUACAGCUUUCAACGGGACUGUCAGCUUCUUGAAGCAUUGAUCAGCAUUACAACGCCAUUCUACUGUGGAAACACAUCAGCCUUAGUAACACAUAGUCUACCUGUUGAUAUCAUGAUUAGCAACAUAGAACGAGUACGUGAUUGCUCUUUUUACAAGACCUUUUCCAAUGUGGAGCUGGACUUGGGUGAUGCUAAUCUGUAUGACUAAAAACUAGGAUUAGCGACUACAUCCCAGCGUAGCCGGGUAUAUACAACUCCAGCUGUACAGACACUAUUAUAUAGAUGGGCGUUAUGGUCUACACACAUAAUGUGUUAUUACUUUUGGAUGAGGUCAUGAGAAAAUCGUCAAACUGAACCAUCAAUCUGAUGAGACGACUAAACGAUGACACCUUUGUAAAAGUAAAUGAGGAGGGGGGGGGGUGUGGAAUGAGGAUGUUCUGUUCAUUUCUGCAGUGCCUGAGGUGACUGUUAAGUCAUAUCUGUCACAGUUUGACCCCCAACCUCUCCCCUCCAGCUACGCCCAUGAUAUAUAUAUAUAUAUAUAUAUAUCAUAAAGUUUAGCACCCUCCUUUUUUUUUUUUCAAUGAAAAGUCUUCCCGUCUUUCAGGUUUAGUACUGUUAGUACCAGUAGUGUGCAGAAAAAUUGUAUCUCCAAGAACUAGUCUCCAGGCCUAAUUAGACAAAACAAUCCUACAUGAUGUCAAAACCUGGACUCUCGUUAAACAGAGGCGGGCUUAGGGAGUGGUUAGUGUGACUAUCAACUCAGCCCCAUUGCAUGACCCGGGGGGGGGGCGUGAUAGGUGAUUCCCUUGACACGUCAGCUGCGAAUAGCAAACCAGUUUUCAUAAACAAGGACCAGUUACUCAAUAUUUUGUAAGCCUUUCUCGGCAUCUACCAAUUACCAUGAAAGCUAUUAACAUAGUAUUGUUUAUUUCGAAAUAUCGUAUUGCCAGUACCUACCUAUGUUUUCACAUUUUGUAACCAUGUGGCCUACAGCAUUAAGAGGUGGACGAGUGUCUUAGCAUGUUGUUGUACGAUUGGUCUGUGUAUGACACUCGCCCGGGGCCUGUCCGCCUCUAAGUGGAAAAAGAAAAUAAAGCAAACCUAGGCAAGGGCGGUAACAAAUAGUUCUAUAUGAAAAUCUUUACUAACCAUAAUCACAUUUUUUUUUUCAUUGCUACUUUAAAGUGAACAUUAAACAAUGAUGUGAUAUCUCUUGGAGUUGACGUUAAUGGCAAUAUCGAUAGGACCGGUACACUAACAGGUGCUAUAUAUUUCUAUAGCAUCUUUUCCUAUGGUAUAUUAAAUAACAGUUGCAAAGGGCUUGGCUGAUAUCAGUUUGAAUAAUUUCAUAUCCUUUGCCUUUAAAAAUCCUACUACAGAAAACUAAAUGACUGACUAUAA